AUGUCUUACACAAUUUGGGACCAUUUGGUUAUAUUAUAUCUCUACACCGAAGGGUUUGGAGGAUCUGAAGCUAUUAUUACUGCCCUUAGUGAUGAAUUUCCUUUAAUUGGAAAUAAUCGUGAGAUAUUCGUUGCUUGCCUUUUCACCCUUUAUUUUGUCGUUGGCCUUGCUUCAUGUUCGCAGGGUGGUUUUUAUUUCUUUCAUCUUUUGGAUCGCUACGCUGCUGGAUAUUCAAUGUUAUUUGCUGUAUUAGCUGAAGCGAUAGCCGUUAGCUGGAUAUACGGUACUGAAAGAUUCUGUGCCGACAUCAAAGACAUGAUUGGAUUCACACCUGGAGUCUAUUGGAGAGUGUGCUGGAAAUUCGUUGCCCCACUUUUUAUAAUUUUUAUUAUUGUUUAUGGUUUAAUGGGAUACGAACCAUUGACCUAUGAGGGCUAUAUUUAUCCGACGUGGGCUAAUAUUUUGGGCUGGUGUAUUGCUUCCUCUUCAGUUGCCAUGAUACCCGGUCUCGCUAUCUAUAAGAUUAUUGUAACACCUGGAACCAUCUGUCAGAGAUUGAAGAUCCUCACAACUCCAUGGAGAGAUACCCAGAAAAAAACGUCACUUUCAACCAUUGCUAAUGGUGCAGUAAGACGCAGUUUUCUAAAUGUUGAAGAUUUUGAUGAUGACAAAAUCCAGGAAGAGAUGAGAAAAGAACAAUUAGAAAUUAUGAUUUCACCUUCUGAAAACAUCAAUGAAGAUCCACCGCCUGAGCACGUCUAGGAUUUUACAGUCGUUGUUCUGCGUGGAACUCGCUUUCACAUUUAUCUGUGUUAAAAUAAUUAUUUUACUAGUAAUUUAAUUGUAAUGCUGUUAAUUUAUUUUGCAUAUAUUUUCAUUUAUUCAAAAUAAUUUACUACCCCUUUAAAUUUUAAAUUGGUAUAAUAUACUUAGAAUAACCUAAUAAAAAAUUGUAUAGCAAACACAGGAUUCCGUAUACCAACUCGUUAGCUUUCCAGUAUGCCAUAAACUAUAUUUGUUCCAAAAACGUUUUAACGUUUCAUGUCAGACAAACAAUGUUCCAGAACAUUAUUUGAACAUCCAUGAUCUGAAAAUGUUUCUGAACAUUAUUUGGCGGACAUGAAACGUUCUUAAACGUUUUUAAAACGAACAGGAUUUUUUGCCCACUGGGUGGUAUACGGAAUUUUAACUCUGGUGUAAUUUUAAGAAAGUGGUAUACACUGACGACAUUUGUAGUGCUUUAAAUGAAAAAAUGACUUUAACAGACAUAUAAAGGCAAAUUUCUUGAAAAGGAUAAAUGCAAAAUUAUGAUUAAAUUAAAAAAAUAAAAAAUAUUAAUAUGACUAUUCCUAUGAGAAGUCAGAUUUCAAAAAUUCGAAAAGGCGGAUAUAAUAUGGCUGAUGAAAUUUUAAAAAUUGAUUGUAUUCGGUUGAAACUUGUUAUAAGGAAGUUAAGUUACAAAUUGUAUAAAUAAUCAGUCAAUAGUAUUUGCAAUAUUUUAUUUAAAUAAAAGACUAUCUUAAAAAUGAUUAAUAAUAUUUAUCAUUUAUUUAACAUCAUUCUGAAUUUACUGCGGUUACGGAAUGGAGUUUUCUUUGUGUUACUGAAGUCUGCUCAAAUGAAAAUCUCAAUUAUACAGUAUAUUUUCUUUUCUUUUAUCCUAAUUCGCACUGACCUAUAACCGCACCAUUAU
Molecule: messenger RNA, 1693 nt
Organism: Leptopilina boulardi
Lineage: Eukaryota; Metazoa; Arthropoda; Insecta; Hymenoptera; Figitidae
Product: sodium-dependent dopamine transporter-like
Exons: 5
Coding region: 1-762 (253 amino acids)
Biological process (GO): dopamine uptake involved in synaptic transmission; sodium ion transmembrane transport
Cellular component (GO): presynaptic membrane; neuronal cell body membrane; neuron projection
Molecular function (GO): dopamine:sodium symporter activity
Source: RefSeq, a predicted model, not a curated record